Soboliphyme baturini is the source of this 555-nucleotide messenger RNA. The record is from the annotation of a GenBank genome assembly. Lineage: Eukaryota; Metazoa; Nematoda; Enoplea; Dioctophymatida; Soboliphymatidae.
AUGGCCAUAAUCGUGAAAGAGAACGAAACGGCUACAUUAUCAGCGAAGGUUACCGGACAUCCAGAACCCAUAAUCCGAUGGUUCAAGAACAAGGACGAGGUCCAUAACGACGACACGUUCCAGAUCACCAAACAGGGGGAGCUGUGCACGUUGACGAUCAAGAAGUGUUCGUUGAUGCACGCGGCUGACUACAAGAUCGAGGCGUCGAACAUAGGUGGCAAAGCAGCAUCCGUUUCCAACAUCAUCGUGCAAAAACACGGAAGCAUCAAUUCGAAUAUUCCUACGUUUACGAAGUUCAUCCAGAACGUAAGGACGAAACCAGGCACCACUGCGGUUUUCACGACAGAGUUCUCUGGAACUCCUUUACCGACGUGCAGUUGGUUGUUCAACGGCCAGACAAUUACGUCGACGAAUGAUACGAAGAUUACCACUGCCGAUGGUAAGAGCAAGUUGGAAAUACGAUCGGUGUCCAGCGCACACGUUGGACAGUACUCCUGUCAGCUUACCAGUAGUUCCGGCUCGAUAACUUGUUCUGCGACAUUGACCCUUAGUUAA